Messenger RNA from Mugil cephalus (flathead mullet), 2714 nucleotides. Its product is annotated as lethal(3)malignant brain tumor-like protein 3. Gene Ontology annotation, cellular component: nucleus. The record is from RefSeq and is a predicted model, not a curated record. Bases 100 to 1875 code for a protein of 591 amino acids. Gene Ontology annotation, molecular function: zinc ion binding; protein binding. NCBI's taxonomy places the organism in Eukaryota, Metazoa, Chordata, Actinopteri, Mugiliformes, Mugilidae. The transcript is spliced from 18 exons. Gene Ontology annotation, biological process: regulation of DNA-templated transcription.
GCGCAGUGGGCUCCGUGGAUCAGGGUUUCCGUGUUGUUCCGUGUGUCUGCAGAGUGACGCGGAUCGCCACAGUCGAAAACCAAAGAAGAAGAGGGGGAGAUGAAGAACAAAGUGAGCAGCACUCAAGUGAGUGUGAAGAGGAGGACGUGGUCCUGGCAGCAAUACCUGAACGAGGAGAAAGCUGAAGCUGCUCCGUCCACACUUUUCACACAGUCCCAGCUUGUUCCCAGUCGGAGACACGGUUUCAGGGUCGGGAUGAAGCUGGAGGGCAUCGACCCGCUGCAUCCCUCCUUGUUCUGUGUGCUGACGGUCGCCGAGGUGAUUGGCUGUCGGCUGCGUCUCCACAUCGACGGCUACUCUGAGUGCUAUGACUUCUGGGUAAACGCCGACUCCACAGACAUCAGACCAGCCGGCUGGUGUAAAGAGCACAGCCACAAGCUCCACCCACCUAAAGGACACAGCGAGACAGAGUUUGAUUGGCAGUGUUAUCUCCAGUCCACAAACUCAGAGGCUGCUCCAACGACCCUGUUCACCUGCCACACUGCAGCCUGUGAGUUCAGGGUUGGGAUGAAGCUGGAGGCCGUCGACAGGAAGAACCCCGGACUCGUCUGCGUGGCGUCCGUCGCCGAUGUCAUUGACGACCACUUCCUGGUUCACUUCGACAACUGGGACGACACUUACGACUACUGGUGUGACAGCAGCAGUCCCUACAUCCAUCCAGUGGGUUGGUGUGAACAGCAUGGACGACCUCUGACGGCUCCACAGGGCCAUCCCAACCCCGAGAACUUUGUGUGGGAGGAGUAUCUGCAGGAAACCGGUUCCACUGCUGCUCCCAGUUCAGCCUUCACUCUGAGGCCUCCGCACGGUUUCCAGGUGAACCACAGGCUGGAGGCGGUGGACAGGAGGAACCCCAGACUAGUCCGCGUUGCCACGGUAACGGAGACGGAGGACUACAGGGUAAAGGUUCAUUAUGACGGCUGGUCCACGCAGUUCGACAUCUGGUGCGACAGCGACCUCAGCGACCUGCAUCCUGUCGGCUGGUGUCAACGCACAGGACACCCCCUGGAGCCCCCCCCAGGUUCGUCCCCCGUGUCGUCCCCCUCUCAGGGUGUUUGUCCAACAGCCGGCUGCAGAGGAGUGGGACACAUCAAAGGGUCCAGAUACACUGGACACCACAGUGCCUUCGGAUGUCCAUAUUCAGACAUUAACAUGCGUAAAGAGGUGGUGCUUCCCGAUAGGCUGGGAGGAGAGAGAGUCUUUACCCUCGUACCUGUCACAAUGCGUCACCAUGGCAACCAGGUGGACAGAGAUGUUCAUGUGAAGACGGAGGCCGGAGAGGAGAAAGUCCUGGUCCCCGUACCAAAGAGAAGACGACUGACAGACAGACUUCCUCAGCCAGCCACAUUCCUCUGUGUGAAGGAGGAAGAGGAGGAGCUUCCCCUCAGUUCCCUGGGUCCAGCUGAGUCCACGCUGCAGGCCGUCCUCCACCAGUCCGUCUUCCUGUCGGCCAUGUCUCCGCAGCCCGGCCGAGACCUGUCUCUCUGCUGGGAGCAACACCGGAAGCUGUUGCCGGGGGUCGCUGGUGUCCACGCAGAGACCGUCCAACACUGGAGCGUCCAACAGGUGUCAGAUUUCAUCGAGUCCCUCCCCGGCUGCGAGGAACAAGCGAGACAGUUCAGAGACGAGCAAAUUGACGGACGGGCCUUCCUCCUGCUCACCCAGCGGGACAUCGUUAGGAUCAUGUCAAUCAAACUCGGCCCCGCCCUCAAGAUCUACAACUCCAUCCUGAUGUUCAAGCACGCCGAGGACAAGAGCCAAUCACACGCUACCGAGGACACUAGCCAGUCACACGCCACUGAAGAUUCUGCCUCCUGACAUUUGGAAGUACUGAUGGAGAAAAUGAUCCCCUUGCCCCCCCCCCCCCCCCCCCCCAAAAAAAAUCAUUUAGGUCCUCCCCCUCCCACAGUGCCACCCCCCUCUGCCCCAGUCACCAAUCAGAUUUGUCUUUCUGAUGUCUCAUCAGUCUCAGGUGUGUCUGUGUUGGUCAUGUGACCUCGCCUGAGCUCCGUUUCAGGCUCCGCCCUUUUUGGAGGCGGAGUGAGUAUGUCAGAGAACCGAGGACUGAACGAAGGUGCAAUGGAUUAUGGGAUGUUGAGGCCCCCUCAAUAACACUCCUACUGCGUGGAGGCUUUCAGACUGGACAGGUGCGUUAGCCGGAUGGAGGCGGAGCCUGAAGCACAACUAUGUAGUUUAUUAGAAUGCGUUACCAUGGCAGCCGAGAACUAAGGACAGAAUCCAGGAAGUGGAUGAUGAUAACAAUAAUAAUAAUAAUAAUCACACCAAAAAAAAAACAAUAUAAUCACUAACAGGAAGCAGGCCAUGAGUCAUGCCAUGGCUCCGCCCCUCUCAGGAUUUUAACAAGGACAUCAUCCCACCCCCUCUGUGCUGAUUGGUCAGGAAUAAAUGAUGUCGUGAAGAGUCUGAAUUCCAGAGUUUAUAUUUAUAAUUCUAUUGUUCUUUACCGUAGCUCUAUUUUAAAGUUUAUAUGAAAAAAUAUGGUUUCUAUUUCGGGGCGUGGCCUGUAUGGGGGCGUGGCCUGCAGGGACGCUCCGCCGCACACGCUCAAGUCUGUACAUCCUCAGGUUUCCAGCGGUCAGCUGUUUGUGUUCACAACCUGUCAGUGUUUGAAGAGAUCAAUAAAGUUUCUGAUGGUU